This is a messenger RNA of Alosa alosa (allis shad), 1847 nucleotides long. RefSeq names its product periphilin-1-like. Gene Ontology annotation, biological process: negative regulation of DNA-templated transcription; negative regulation of gene expression, epigenetic; protein localization to heterochromatin. Gene Ontology annotation, cellular component: nucleoplasm. Lineage: Eukaryota; Metazoa; Chordata; Actinopteri; Clupeiformes; Clupeidae. The record is from RefSeq and is a predicted model, not a curated record.
GCUAAGACAUCAACCAGUGAAGAAAGGUUCUCUGUAGUGUUUGGUCAAGUAACUGCUGGUUACAUGUGAUAAAAAAGAUGACCAUAAGGAUGCGUAAAAAUACUAAAUAAGGUUUGGUUACGAGUAGGCUACUGAGGAUCGCAUCAGCAAGUAACGUAAACAUGGCCUAUAGGAGAGACCACAGCAUCAGAGAAGUCUAUGAGGAACGCUUCAAGGAAAGAGUAGUAAGUGCUCCUUAUCAGAGGGUUGUGAGCAUAGAGAGACGAGCACCUUUCCCUACUAGGACAGAGGACGACUAUGACAGAGGGGAUGACUAUGAAGGCCAGCGUUAUGUUCUACGAGGUUACCCAGUUGAUGACCAAAGAGGUUACCAUGGGGAAGACCAGAGAGUUUACCAUGAUGAAGACCAGAGAGGUUACCACAGUGAAAGUAUGCACAUUGGGAACGAGCGCAGAACUGCCCCUCAUCAUUAUAAAAGGGAUGAACAGUAUCCUUACUACCGAGGGCCCAGGGAAGAUCCACCAACUGGUCGCCAGGUUGAGUUCAGGUCCAGCAGCCAGGUAGCUGCCCCGUCUGGCGUGAGGGGCCAGAGGCCGCCCCCUCCUCGCUCCAUGUCCACCCCCAGUGGAGAUGACACCCUGAUGCAGGCCGUCAGGAACCUCGAUAGAUUGGAAGACCACGAGGGGCCCAGACGUAAAGGCCCUGGUCCCCCAGUACAUGAGCGCUCUCCAGCCAAGAGAGACAUCCCUCCCUCCCCCCACAGUCGCUCGGGCUCCAGCAUCAGCAGCAGAAGCUACUCCCCAGACCCUGGCAAAAGCUACUCCUAUCCUAACCAACAGAAGAAGAGAUAUGAAGAACCAUAUGGCUCAAGUCGAGAAUCUGUAGAAAGAGAGAGACCAUCCAGCUACAUGGUUAAUGCAUCUCAAGAUGGAUCUCCAAAUAGGCCUAGCUUAGUUUUGGCCACCAAGGAGGACAUUCCAGGGUUGGGUCUGGACCAAGACGACAUACUCAAGGAGGAUCUCAUCAAGGGCACCAAUGACUUCCAGGAGCGUCGCGCCCAAGCCAUCGCUGGCAAAGCCCUGGAGAUAGAGAAGCUGUACAGGCAGGACUGCGAGACCUUUGGCACGGUGGUGAAGAUGCUGGUGUCCAAGGAGCCGGGCCUAGAGAAACAGCUGCAGGGCCCGCUGAGGGACAGUCUGGUGGAAAUGCGGGAGAGGUGCCUGGAGGACCUCCGUCUCUACAUCGAUGAGCUGGACGAGUUGAUGCUGAAGCAAGACACCGCAACCUCAACCUGAAGUCCACACCAAGCCAUCUCCCUACCCAUGUGAAUCCCAUCGCAACAUCCAGCAGGCACUUUCUAUCUCGUUUUGAAAUGUACACAACCACCUCAGCUUCUGAACUACAUGUGUGUUUUCAGGGUCUACUGUUAUAAUUGUUUGUUUGUGUUUUUUACAGUUCACUAUUUUUACAUAUUUUUUAAACAUUCCUCCAUCCAAUACAUGGUGCCAGUACAUAGUCGAUGGAGCACAAAUAUGACUUUUUUUUUAAUGAGACUUAUGCAUAGACAUUCAUUUCCUAACCAUUCAGAAACAAUAGAAUCAUGGGUUUGUGUUAGACCUUUUAUAUCCUUUCUGGAUACAAAUAUCAGUGUUGCAAUCUACUGGUGUAGAGAAACAUGACAAAAAUAUAUUGAUCCAAACUUUCUGGAUUAUAAGCCAAUACAUUCCUCAUUUUUGUAUUUUUUAAAAAGAACACUAAACUAGGUUGCAUGCUUUUUUCAGAAUGUGUUGUGUUAUAUGGUACUCAGUUUUUGGGACCACUCCUCAUUUUUUCCACUUCUAAUUAAA